This is a messenger RNA of Dendrobium catenatum, 2384 nucleotides long. Its product is annotated as glucosidase 2 subunit beta. The coding region runs from base 201 to 2018 and encodes 605 amino acids. Gene Ontology annotation, molecular function: protein binding. Gene Ontology annotation, cellular component: glucosidase II complex. The record is from RefSeq and is a predicted model, not a curated record. The transcript is spliced from 16 exons. Gene Ontology annotation, biological process: N-glycan processing. NCBI's taxonomy places the organism in Eukaryota, Viridiplantae, Streptophyta, Magnoliopsida, Asparagales, Orchidaceae.
AAACCCAGCUCAACACGACAGUGGACCGUACUGAACCGCUCAAUGCAGGCCGGAGUUUACUCCCGAGCUCCCAGAAAUUUCCAAAAUUUCCGUACUUCUUAGUUUCCACUGCUGCCUUCUUACUUCUCUUUCGAACUACCCGAUCUCUUUCGCCGUUGAUCUUCGCGAAUUUUUUGCUUUUUUGUAUAAACGAAGAUUUGAUGGAGAUUCGCCUUCGAUUCGCCCUUCUUCUGACGAGUUUUUUCGUCGUCUGGGUCUAUGGGGCGACUCCAAUCCCUAAUAAGCAAUUGUUGGGCAUUGAUCCCCAAGAUUUGAGCUUUUACAAAUCCAAUGUGAUUAAAUGCAAGGAUGGAUCAAAGAAAUUCGCAAAAGAACUGCUUAACGACGAGUUCUGUGACUGCCCGGAUGGAACGGACGAGCCAGGAACUUCGGCUUGUCCAGAGGGAAAAUUUUACUGCCAGAAUGCUGGACACACUCCAAUUAAAAUUUUUUCUUCCCGGGUUAAUGAUGGCGUAUGCGAUUGCUGCGACGGGAGUGAUGAAUAUAAUAGCAAUGCAAAUUGUACAAAUACAUGCUGGGAAGCAGGAAAGGUUGCUAGAGAAAAACUGAAGAAGAAAAUAGAAACAUUUAAGGAAGGACUUAUUAUUAGGAAAGACGAAGUAGAAAAGGCAAAUAAUGCAUAUGCUAAAGACGAGGCAGACCUUGCAAAGCUAAAAAGUGAUGAGAAGGUGCUCAAAGAGUUGGUGCAAAAACUUAGAGAGCAAAAGGAAAGAAUAGAUAAACUGGAGGAGGAAGAACGAUUGAAAAAGGAGAAGGAAGAAAAGAGCUUAAGGGAAGAGGAGGAGAAAUCCAAGGAACAAGAGAUAAAAGCAGAUGAAACUCAAAUUUUUGACACAAUGGAGAAUCAUGAGCAGGAUGGAUCAACAGGCAAUCUUGAUAUUGCAGUUGAGUCUGGAACUGAUAACAUGGUUGAGAGUAAAAAAGCUAGUACUCAAACAGAGGAACAGCAUGUUGGUGAAGGGCAUGAUGAUACUUCAGAAUCCAGCGGUGGUAUUUCACAAGAUGGUGAGAUAUCCUCUUACGAAGUACCCAAACAGGAUCAAGAUGAUUCUGGUAGUACUGAAGAGUUAUCGAGAGAAGAGCUGGGACGUCUUGUAGCUUCCCGCUGGACUAGUGAAGGUGCUGAUCAGACAACUGACAAAAUAGGAAAUGUUGAGGAAGACCUAAUGGAUCAAGACUCAAGUGUUGCCCACGAACACGAAGGCUAUACAUCAGAAACUGAUGAUGAUAGAUCAAAAGAUGAUGAUGAUGAUGAUGACAAUUUUGAAGAUGAUCGAGAUGAUGAGUUUGAAGAUGACCAUUCUAGUUCAGAUGCAUCUUAUAUUGCUGAUGAAUAUGAGAAGCCUGAUCCUUUAGAUAGCAUCGAGGUAAGUAGCCCAACAUGGUUGGACAAGAUACAACAAACUGUGCAGAGCGUUCUGCAAGCUUUCAACUUUUUCAAGACUCCAGUGAAUGUAUCAGAUGCCACACAUAUUCGGAAGGAAUAUGAUGACACCAGUUCAAAACUUUCAAAGGUGCAAUCAAGAAUAUCCAGUUUGACAGAAAAGCUAAAACGUGAUUUUGGCAAGGAGAAAGAAUUUUAUUUCUUCUAUGAUCAGUGCUUUGAGAGCAAACAGAACAAGUAUGUGUACAAGAUAUGCCCAUUCAAGCAAGCUUCACAAGAUGAGGGCUACAGCAAAACUCGAUUAGGUAGUUGGGACAAUUUUGAAGAAUCCUACAGGGUUAUGGUUUUCACCAAUGGUGAAAAAUGCUGGAAUGGACCUGAUAGGAGCUUAAAGGUUAGGCUUAGAUGUGGAUUGAAAAAUGAGAUAAGUGAUGUUGAUGAACCAAGCCGAUGCGAAUAUACUGCUUUGAUGUCCACUCCUGCUUUAUGUUUAGAAGAUAAGUUAAAGGAACUGGAGAAGAAACUGGAGCAAAUGAACACAAGAAAGCCACAAGGCCACCAUGAUGAACUUUGAAGUCUAUUUCUCAGGGAAUAGCUUGUCAUAAAUUGUUACAACUCUGCAGCAGAUAAUUAUGCAUAGAGACUGGAAAGAAUUGCAGCAGCCUCAAGCAGGCCACUUGAAGAUUGAGAAAUCAAAGUGAUUCUAAUUUUAUUUUAUUUUCUCUCUCUUUUACUAGCAGACUAGCUGGCCAUGAGUACUUGUAACAUGGGGGGAUAUGCUUCAGCUGGUGGAAUUUUCUUGCUGCUUUGAUGAUCGCUGCAUUCAAGAUUUUCAUUUUCUGUAAGGAAACAGUGAUUUUGUUCCACAGUUCAUUAGCUGAAGUGUUAGCUGAUGAGCAAUUCACGGUGAGCUAAUGGUUAUUGUGUUUUACAGUUAUUA